UAGGGUAGCAAUCUUUCAAAGAAAGAUGGGACUGGUAGAUCUCUUCAAAUUUCAAAAGAGACUUUCAUAAGUUAUUCAAAAUGAGACGUCAUUGCCCAGAUGCUUACUGCUUCGGUACUCCUGGUUAGGAAAUGCAUCUUCUUUGAAGUUAUUUUAGGUCUCUUUCUUGCAUGACUUUGUACAGGAUCCAAUAUAGCUUAUAAAUGGAAAUUCUCAAGAACUUUUGGAAAAGUCCUAUUGGUCCCAGAACAACUCACUUUUGGGGCCCUGUUUUUAACUGGAGUCUUCCUAUUGCAGCAUAUGCAGACAGAAAUAAACCACCUGAACAAAUCUCUGGAAGGAUGACAGGAGUUUUGUGUGUUUAUUCUGCGUUGUUCAUGAGGUUUGCCUGGAUGAUUCAACCUCGCAACUUACAUCUUUUAGUAUGUCAUGUUGCCAAUGAGACUGUGCAACUCUAUCAAUUAUCACGAUGGGCAAAGGCUCAAGGGUUCUCACAGCAGAAGAUAGAGGGACCUGAAAAGGCUGAGACAUAGUGAUCCAGAUGAUAUGGGAGAAUGUUUCCUUGCUUUACCUUUGUCUUUGUCAACUAUUUUAUAAUAAAAAUUUCUUCUGUAAAACAAUAAAAACAAUGGCUCUGUUAUGUGUUUGAUGAGGCAAAUAUUGUUAACAGUGGAAUGUUCCAACAGUGGAAAAACAACUGAGGUUUGGUUA
Mangifera indica (mango) is the source of this 711-nucleotide messenger RNA. Its product is annotated as mitochondrial pyruvate carrier 1-like. The record is from RefSeq and is a predicted model, not a curated record. Gene Ontology annotation, biological process: pyruvate import into mitochondria. The transcript has 5 exons. Gene Ontology annotation, cellular component: mitochondrial inner membrane. NCBI's taxonomy places the organism in Eukaryota, Viridiplantae, Streptophyta, Magnoliopsida, Sapindales, Anacardiaceae. The coding region runs from base 204 to 533 and encodes 109 amino acids.